Messenger RNA from Phialemonium atrogriseum, 1557 nucleotides. RefSeq lists its product as uncharacterized. The transcript has 2 exons. The record is from RefSeq and is a predicted model, not a curated record. NCBI's taxonomy places the organism in Eukaryota, Fungi, Ascomycota, Sordariomycetes, Cephalothecales, Cephalothecaceae. Bases 32 to 1159 code for a protein of 375 amino acids.
CAACAAUAUUGCCACUUCCCCUUCAAGCAUCAUGAAGUUAUCCACGGUCUUGGCCCUUGUUUCGGCCACCCUCUCCCUGGCCCAGAACGCCAACAACUGCAACACGGACGAUAAGAAGCGAAACGGUGCUGACUUCGUCCUCACUGACCAAGGAAACAAUGCGCACCUCGCGCCGCUCUCCAAGAUCUUCGCCGAUGCCGGCAGAAAGGUGCACGUCUCGGACGUGUUUGACGAUGGCAACCACAAGAUGACAACAGACGCCUCAGGCAAGAAGGCCUGGGAGGAGCUGCCCAGCUUCGACGACGAGAACACGAGCAAGUGGGUGCCGCAGGGCAUCACAUCCACUGCAGAUGCCCUCGACGUGGGCACCUACGAAGGCAAGGAUGGCUGGGUCGUCAGCUGGCACCGGGAUGACGACAAGAGUGUGCGAGUCACGUUUGUCAACAGAGCUAAUGACAAGUAUCGACACGUUCUGCUCGUCUAUCCGGACGCGGAUGACAACUUCAAAGAGGUUCCUGUCCAUGCGGGAGGCAUCAUGUGGUACGGCAACACGCUGUGGGUUGUGGAUACCAAGAACGGGAUCCGAGUCUUUGACAUGGACAAUAUCUGGCAAGUUGACUCUGGAGAUGGGGUUGGGAAAAAGAGUGGCGGAGGAUACUCUGCAGCGGGUUAUAAAUAUGUUCUCCCUCAGAUCAGAUGGUACAAAUGGACGCCGUCCUUCAACUUCCAGUUCUCCUUCAUCUCCCUGGACCGCACCACCACUCCAGACAGCCUCCUAGUUGGCGAGUACCAGACCAGCGACUCGGUGCCGAUCCGCAUGGCGCAGUGGGGGCUCGACUACACGACGCGCAAGCUGCGGACCGACAGCGACGGCAAGACGGCCAAGGCGUCGUGGGCGUACUGCGUCAACGUCGAGCGCAUGCAGGGCGCCGUCCAGGCCGACGGCAAGAUCUACAUCUCCCGGAGCAACGGCGACAGCAACAGCGACAUCUGGGGCUGGGUCCCGGGGAGCGUCGCCCACAACAACAAGGGCUUCGUGCCGCCCGGCACCGAGGACCUAAGCUACGACAAGAGGGGGAAGAAGAUUUAUGGGCUGACGGAACAUGUUGGGCAGAGGUAUAUCCUCACCCUGGACUCGUCGCAGAUCAAGUUCAAAUAAGGGAUCGGGAAAAGGCUGAUUCUCAUUUAUGUGGACCUCUUCCUGUCUCUUCGUCUCUUUCCCUUUCCCCCUUUUUCUUCCUACCUAAAAUGAGUCUGAAUUUACACCAUACAUGAUUCCGGAAUCUGAAUGAACAAGGUUACCAUGUCACAAUUAUUGGACUGUCCAGUAACUUCACAUCCGAGUGCAGAAUUAGCAGAUAUAACAUUUUGACCUUUGCAGCCAAGAAAACUAUUUCGGUCAGUCCAGUUUAGACACGACAAACCGGAUGAUGACCCUGAACACCUCCUCAAAGUUGUAGUCAAACAUCUCACCAGUAACCUUCCAUCUCGUCCCAGUCUUCCCACCAAUCACAUCCCACAACUUCUGCAACGUCUCGAUAUUAUGGUGAUACCUGC